UCAUGGCCGUCCGUUACUUGGCGAAUAAAUGGACGGUCAGAUAUCUCCUGGUUGUGCUAAUGGUGAUCAUGGCAGUAGAAGCAAUGUCUGGAAAAGUUAACCUUUCUGGUGAACGAGAUCAAGAGAUUGAACUCAGGCUCAAGCAACUCAACAAAGCAGCUCUUAAAUCCAUUGAGAGUUCAGGUGGAGAAAUAAUAGAUUGCAUACCUAUUGCAAAUCAACCAGCUUUUGAUCACCCCAUGCUCCAAAACCAUACGAUUCAGAUGACACCUAGUUCCUAUCCACAAGAAAUUAUCACUGAAGAAGACAUUGCUUCAGCACCAAGCAACGAUGAAGAACUCAGCCUUGGCAAUUGGCAGGAGAUUGCCCUGAAAAUACUAUUCCCAUCAGAAGAACAACAAAAGAAGAUCUUUGAAGAGAAGAUUAUAUUAAGACUUACGGGAAAAAAACUACCUCAUCAAUUCUAUCAUCCGACGGCUACCGGAGGAUACGAAGACCACGAGUAUGCGAUCACAUAUGUUGAUAAUGGCGUUUUCCGAGGAGCUAAAGCACAGAUAAAUGUAUGGAAACCGCGGAUCCAAGAAGCCAGAGAAUUCAGUGUAUCACAAAUAUGGGUCGUAGGAGGCAGAUUUGGUCCUGGUUUGAAUACUUUAGAAGCUGGUUCGCAUAGCGAUUGCUACCAAAAAACAGGGUGCUACAAUCUCCUCUGCUCAGGCUUUGUUCAAAUCAACAAAAGAAUUUCCCUUGGUGCUACGUUAAAACCCAUAUCCACCUAUAAUGGUCCACAAUAUCUAAUGAUCGUACAAAUAUGGAAGGUUGGUUUCGUUAAG
This is a messenger RNA of Thlaspi arvense, 830 nucleotides long. Lineage: Eukaryota; Viridiplantae; Streptophyta; Magnoliopsida; Brassicales; Brassicaceae. The record is from the annotation of a GenBank genome assembly.